Messenger RNA from Doryrhamphus excisus (bluestripe pipefish), 1830 nucleotides. RefSeq names its product angiotensinogen (gene agt). The record is from RefSeq and is a predicted model, not a curated record. Gene Ontology annotation, molecular function: serine-type endopeptidase inhibitor activity. Gene Ontology annotation, biological process: regulation of systemic arterial blood pressure by renin-angiotensin; regulation of apoptotic process. NCBI's taxonomy places the organism in Eukaryota, Metazoa, Chordata, Actinopteri, Syngnathiformes, Syngnathidae.
GGACAUUGGGAGGUCCCGGUUCUUGGCCUCCUGAUCAGGCUGUGAGUCAGAGGUGUUAAUCAGUAACCAGCAGGAUCACCGCAGGCUUUAAAGGCGAGGAGAAGAGCAGCUGGAGCUUCAUUCUGCAGCAGCCUGCAACACGAAAAUGCAUCGUUCUCCUCCGGUUCUCCUCCUGCUCCUCCUCCUGUGCUGCUACCUCUCAGGAGGCCGAGCCAACCGCGUCUACAUCCACCCCUUCCAUCUCUUCGCCGCCGACAAUGUCAGCUGCGAGACCCUCCAGAACCACACCUCCAAGCCUCUGGACGCCGUUUCUGUGGCGCCCCUCGACAUGGCGGUCCUGACGCCGUACGAGCGGGAUCCGUCCGAGCGCGACAACCGCACACAGGACGCGACGCAGAGGACGGCGGUGUUGGCCGAGCUGUUGAACUCGCUGGGUUUGAGGAUGUACCAGGCCCUCAGCGGCAAGCGGCCGGGAGCCAACGCGCUCUUCUCGCCCGUCGGCACCUACGGCUCCCUCGUCACCUUUGACCUGGGGGCCUCCAAGAAGACGGCCCGCUCCUUCCAGGAUCUCCUGGGCUUGAGCAGCGGCACCGACCGAGAAGACUGCGUCUCCCUGGUGGACGGACGCAAGGUCCUGAAGACGCUCCACCGCAUCACCUCCCCGGUGGACGACGGGCUGGAAGACGAGAUCACGACCCGAGUGUGGCUCUUCACGCGGCCGCAUGUUCGCCUGUCCCAGGAUGUGAUUCAGGGCGGGAGGGACUUUGCCGACAUGUUUUUCGCUCGUGGCGUGGAAUUCUCCACGGAUGAGAACCCGGAGCAGCCGAUCAACUCAUUUGUGGAGAAAACAUCCGGCGGGAAAGUGAAAGACGCCUUCAAAGACGUGGACGUCAAUUUCAACCUUCUCUUUCUUACGUCCUUCAACUUCCGAGGCAACUGGAAGACGGCCUUCCGCCCACAGAAGACGUCCUUGCAGGAGUUUACGGUGGACGAGACGACCACAGUGAUGACGCCCCUGAUGACCCACACCGGUCUCUACCACUACUACAACGAUAAGAUGAGACGCUGCACGGUGGUCAAACUGUCUCUGAGCAAACACUCCUACAUGUUGCUGGUGCUUCCGCACGACGCCACCAAUCUACAGGACGUAGAAGCUAAGCUACGCACCGACGUCAUCUCCUCCUGGUACCACAACCUCCACCAGGGGUUGUUGGAGUUGUCCGUGCCCAAGUUCUCCUCGUCUUCAGCGAACGACGUGCGUGAUCUUUUAGGCAACAUGGAUCCCGAAGUGGAAUCCAGACUUUUGGGCUCGCAGGCUGAAUUCAGUCGUCUGGCGAACGCUCAAACCUUCAACAUCGACAAGGCCGUCAACGUGGUGUCCUUUGAGAUGUCGGAGGAAGGAGCGGCGUCCCUGGACGAGAAGGAGGAGGAGGAGGAGAAGAAGGAGGAGGCGGGCGUUGCAGUGAAAGUGUCCUUGAACAAACCGUUCUUCUUUUCAGUGAUGGAGGAGGAAUCGAACGCUAUGCUCCUGUUGGGGAAGAUCACCAACCCAACGCUCUGAACAAAAGUACUCACUUGCCUCUCUUAGUUAGCAUCCUGGUCAGUAUUUAUGGAGAACUUCUCUAUCAGUGUUAUUGUUUAUGUAACGUUACUACAGCGGACGUCCGCACUGUACUAGUAGUACUACUACACAGUACUCGCUUUGUACUCGUACUCGCUUUGUUUGUCCUCGUAGCUCACUUGGCUUUUCUUGUACAUUCCAACUAAAGAUUUUAUUUUUGCUUUAUGACAACUUGCAAUAUCUGGAAUAAAUAUUUGUUCCUCAACCAA